AUGCCGCUCUCACUAGAAGCUCCCGUUCUACAAGUGGACGCCAAUGUAAUCCACAAGGUCGACACGACGAAUCCCGCCAACCUCUUCAGCAUGUGGACUGUCUUUGCGAGGUGUCGCGACUCCGUUGCCCAGGGGAGGAGACUCGAGAACCUGAGCUGGCGGUUAUGGAAUCGUGAAACAUUUUGCUGUGAGAACGACGACAUUAGCCUGUCUACCAGCACCACUAGCAAGCCUCAAGACAUCCCCCACGGCAAUACAGAGGACGUUCCUCAGCUGUCCGGUAGCGUUGACUCUGUUGCCGAUGAAGAGGCCGUUGACUUUGGCACGGAAUCUGCUCCUGUAGACAUUGUCCGCCCGAGGAUACGCAGACAGGAUUCGUGCGCUAGCAGCCGCAGCCGCGGAAACCAACGCCAUAUCACUUCGGACGAGCUAGAGAAGAUGGUGGUUUCUAUCAUGGAGUCCAAGGAACCUCUCACUGCCCCGCUCCCUAACAUUCCCCGCUGCCUCUCUGUCGAGCAACGUCCGGCCUCUCCUCGGACAGGUUCCACGACGAGCCAAUCAUCAUGCAAUUCGUCUGACAACUUGUCGGCGCAGUCGUCCGCUUCAGAGCCCGUUCGUGAAGCUGCUCCGCAGCUACCUAACCAACCACGGGCUACCAUCGUCACUCGCGGCUUCUCUCCUGCGCAGGUUCCUGCGACUCUGCUUGCCGCUGUCCAAGCCUCUAAAGCCCCUUCACCGAGUGCCAUUCCCGGACCUGACGAAGCCCCGGCCGCUAAGCCAGUCUUCCCAAAGAGGCAACAGGCAAAAUUUGCUCUGGGUGGCUCUUCUUGCUCAGAGGACGGCUCUUACCAGCAGCGUGAGAUUGAAGCAAGAAGGCAGCCAACUGCUCAGCCGAGGCAAAAAAUGUUCCAGCUCGGUGCUUCUUCAGUGGAGGAUGACUCACCUAGAGAACAGAGGGUUGCUGCGGCCAUGACUGCGCAGAGGAAGAAUACCUCGUUCAAUAAGCAGGUCGUUACCCAAACAUUCAACACUUCCGCUGUCAGCGAUUCUGAGGAUGACUACUCCGAGAGUGCGAUUGACGACAGCGCGAUCGACGAUGAUGAUGAAUGGGAGGAAGAAGAUGGUGAGGAAAGCGAUAGCGGUAAUGCUCCCGAGAAAAUCGAGUUCAGACGUGUCGAAUCGACGGCGAACCUGACAUCUAGGCGCUCGCUUAUCACUCUCAUGCUGGCCCAGACACAAUACCAAGUGCGGAAUCAAAGCAAUGCCCGCCCCCAAAGAUUUGGCAAUGGUAUUGCGUCUCAAUCGACUUCCGCGCUCCACCGUGCGGGUCGCCCUCAAUUAAACGGACCGACCGUGGUCAACUCACCGAACGACUCCGACGAGGCGCCGCUUAUGAUGAAGAGGAACAACAACCGGGCCCCCCCAAUGCGCCCUAUCAACGAGAUCCCGAGAUCGGCCGCCCAACCCAUUAAUGUGGCCGCUCAGGGCAUGCACUUCCAGGCCGCGCUGUCUCCGCGAACUACUCGGCGAAACAUGCUCGCCACCGAGCUCACCGAGUCCCUGCGGCGGAAUCUCCUGCGGGAGCGGUCCCAGAAGUCGUCAACGGCCAACGCAGUUCUCAAGCGUAGGCAUACUUCACACGACAUUGCGAACCUGAGGCAGUUUCCUGAAAAGCCGUUCAUGAAGAAGGAGGAGGAUGCCAACGCGAGCAGCUGGGAUCAGUACUUCCAGAACCCCUUUGCCGGCUAUUCAGCUCAAGCCUGGUGA
Molecule: messenger RNA, 1767 nt
Organism: Thermochaetoides thermophila DSM 1495
Lineage: Eukaryota; Fungi; Ascomycota; Sordariomycetes; Sordariales; Chaetomiaceae
Exons: 2
Coding region: 1-1767 (588 amino acids)
Biological process (GO): negative regulation of transcription by RNA polymerase II; regulation of nitrogen utilization; mitochondria-nucleus signaling pathway
Cellular component (GO): cytoplasm
Source: RefSeq, a predicted model, not a curated record